AAUAAAUCCAAACAAAUUCUGACCAUACAAAUCCAAUUUACAAAGUAUCGCUUUCUUAUUGAUUGAUCUCUAUAGUUAUUAGCCAAAAGGCUUAAGAAAAAGCUCGCGUUCUUACUUCUUUGCUUGCCGCUGACUCGCCGAGAAGAUUGACAACUUACAAUCAAAUAGAAGCUUCGUUUAGAAUCAGACGACUGCACAGUGAGCCAUGAAGCCUAAACACAGCUCAAAGCCCCAGCCAGAGAGAAGUUGGGCUGAACUCUGUUGUUGUUUGGAUUAUUGCUCGUGCCUGCAGCUCUUUUGGCCUCGAGUUGUCCUGCGUAAGUGGUUCAACAUCACCGCUAAAGACUCUGAUUACAGUGCUGACACCGACGAAGAAGACGACUAUCUUGAUGCUGAUUCCAACACUGAAGAAAUUGGGCAAUCAAGGCUCAGAGUUAACAAAGAGGAGGAUGCCGAAGUUGACCCUAAUGGGACUUCAGAUCCUUUUCCAAGGUUAAGAAGACGAAAGUCAGAAACUUUCAGGGCACAAUAUAUAAAUACAAAGGAACUCAGAAUAUGCGUGGGUACAUGGAAUGUUGGAGGCAAUAUUCCAACAGAUGACCUUGAUAUUGAUGAUUGGGUAGAUAUCAAUGACCCUGCUGACAUCUAUGUGCUUGGUCUUCAGGAGAUUGUACCAUUAAAUGCUGGGAAUAUAUUUGGUGCUGAAGACAGCCGUCCUGUUCAAAAGUGGGAAAACGUUAUUCGUGACACAUUAAGUAGAAUAAGGCCUGCCUCUUCCAAGCUUAAAUCUUUCAGUGAUCCUCCUUCUCCAUCCAAGUUCAAGCCUGCUGAUGAUAUCCCAGACAUAGAAGAGGAAGUAUUGCUUGAAAGCGAUAGUGAUGUCGGUGAGGAAGUUUAUCCAUUGGAUGAAGAAACCAAAAGUUUUGAUGAAGUCAAGGAGGAACCGGACAUGGCAGCUUCAUACUCUAUGCUUGGUGCUAAAGUAGACAUGCCUGUAGGACAAGAUAUACAGAAGCAAUUUUCUUCUCCAAAAAAGUUAGACAGGUUAAAUUGUUUGCGAACAGAAGAUAGUGAAGGAAAUGUAGAAGCUCUGUCAGUGCAAAACAAGCACAGGUUAACUAAAAUGCUUAGUGGGUCAGAAAGGAUUGGCUUGUGCUGGCCAGAACCUCCACUAAAUUUGGUAAAUCAAAAUGUUUUAGAGAGACCAAAUUCCUUCAAAUCUAUAAAAUCUUUCAAAACAGCCAAAUCUUUGAGGGCAUAUAGUUCUUUCAAGUCGGUCAUGAAUGACAGGUCAUCAGGGAUAGCUUUGCUUGCUGAAAUUGACCUGGAAAGCCUCAUGAAGCGAAAAAGAAGGUCUUCAUAUGUAAGGAUAGUCAGUAAGCAGAUGGUUGGGAUUUUUAUCACAGUAUGGGUGCGUAGGAGCUUGCGUAGGCAUAUUCAAAAUGUGAGGGUGUCAACAGUUGGUGUUGGUGUAAUGGGCUACAUUGGUAACAAGGGGUCAAUAUCUGUCAGCAUGUCCAUAUAUCAGACACUAUUUUGUUUUAUAUGUGCUCAUCUAACAUCAGGUGAAAAAGAGGGAGAUGAACAGAAAAGAAAUGCAGAUGUAUAUGAAAUACUUCGAAGAACUCGCUUCUAUUCUCAAUCUGAAAUUGGACUUCCCAAAUGCAUCUACGAUCAUGAAAGAAUAAUUUGGCUGGGUGACCUGAAUUAUCGCAUCAAUUUGCCAUAUGAGAAAACAAGAGAACUUAUCUCCAAGAAGGAUUGGUCAAAGCUGAUGGAGAAAGACCAGCUUAUACGAGAACUGAGGAGAGGUCAUCCAUUUGAUGGAUGGUAUGAGGGGACUUUAAAUUUUCCACCAACAUAUAAAUACGAAUUAAGCUCAGGAAAGUACUACGGAGAGGAUCCAAAGGCUGGGAGGCGGACUCCUGCUUGGUGCGACCGCAUUCUUUCCUAUGGUAAGGGAAUGAGGCUACUGAAAUACAAAAGGGCUGAACUUAAAUUAUCUGAUCAUCGUCCUGUGACCGCCACAUAUAUGGCAGAGGUUGAAGAAUUUUCCCACAAGAAGCUACAACGUGCUCUGACAAUCACGGAUGCUGAAAUUGAAAAUGAGGAAGUCAUAGCCGACCUGGUGGGCAUUGAUGUUGGAUUGAGCAACUUGAGACUAGAUCUGGUAGAUUAACCAAUGGCAGAACUUGCAGGAGGCGUUGGAUUUGGAUGAGCUUAGCGAUGGAUUCAUUUGAUUUUUUUUCAUUUAUUCGGUUAAGAUAUAUGUAUAUUGCAGAUGUUGUGUGGAUGUAUAGUAGCUGUUGUGUUCCUUACAUUUAGAGUUGAUGUCUGUAAAUGAAUGUCUGUAAAGUUCACUGGGUAGCAUUUCCAGGCAGCCUUUGGUAAUUGCACUGAAGUUGAAACUAGUCUUGUUAAAACAGGACAGGUUGUUGCUUUUGUGAGAUGGUGUAAUUGCAAUAUGCUUUGGUUGAUGUU
Molecule: messenger RNA, 2481 nt
Organism: Mangifera indica (mango)
Lineage: Eukaryota; Viridiplantae; Streptophyta; Magnoliopsida; Sapindales; Anacardiaceae
Product: type IV inositol polyphosphate 5-phosphatase 3-like
Exons: 12
Coding region: 206-2179 (657 amino acids)
Biological process (GO): phosphatidylinositol dephosphorylation
Molecular function (GO): phosphatidylinositol-4,5-bisphosphate 5-phosphatase activity; phosphatidylinositol-3,4,5-trisphosphate 5-phosphatase activity; inositol-polyphosphate 5-phosphatase activity
Source: RefSeq, a predicted model, not a curated record